Molecule: messenger RNA, 717 nt
Organism: Hyaloperonospora brassicae
Lineage: Eukaryota; Oomycota; Peronosporomycetes; Peronosporales; Peronosporaceae
Source: the annotation of a GenBank genome assembly
AUGAAGUACCUGGAAGAACCGCAGCUGUCGUGGCUCAAUGCGGUGCUCGGCAGCUACAGCGUGGGCGACCGCGUGCUCACGGGCAAACUCGAGACGUACUCGUGCAAGAAGGCGGGCAGCGACAAGCGAUUGGCCAAGCAGCUGGAGCGCUCGUACCAGCAAGAGAUGGAGCUCUCGUGCAGCGAGGCACGACCGCUGCCUUUGUCGUCGUCGUCGUCGUUGGGUCCACUUGCAGCUGCCGCCACUCGCAAACUGCUUAUAACUCUCAUUUCGACUAUGAACGCGAGUUUUCCCGAUUACGACUUCAGUGGUGUGCGUCCGGAUCAGUUCUGCAAGGUAAUCGACUUCCGCAGUGCCCUCCAGCGCAUCAAUCACGACUUGGCCGAGCUGCUGGACGCAGAAGGCGAUGGGUUUGUGGAGAAGAUGUGGGAGAGCGUGGCCGAAGUGAUCAAGCUCGACGACUGCGACGUGUACAGCUACAUCCCUGACAUGGACUCGGACCCGUUCUCGGACGGCCACUUGUGGUCGUUCAACUACUUUUUCUACAACAAGGUGCAAAAGAAGGUGCUGUACUUUACGUGCAUCUGUAAAGGAUCGACCUAUGACACGGCUACGGACGACGAGGUGAUGGAAGAGUCGGUUGCGAUGGAGGACGACGGCGAAGAUGAUAUGGAAGAUUACUUUGGCAUGUCGCCAGACUGGGAGGACGGGUUGUAG